This is a messenger RNA of Lytechinus pictus (painted urchin), 3087 nucleotides long. RefSeq lists its product as uncharacterized. The transcript is spliced from 3 exons. The coding region runs from base 301 to 1518 and encodes 405 amino acids. Gene Ontology annotation, biological process: protein monoubiquitination. Gene Ontology annotation, molecular function: ubiquitin protein ligase activity. The record is from RefSeq and is a predicted model, not a curated record. NCBI's taxonomy places the organism in Eukaryota, Metazoa, Echinodermata, Echinoidea, Temnopleuroida, Toxopneustidae.
GACGCCCUUGACGAGAGGCACGCAACACAACACAGACCUAAAUCGUUAACCGUUAAAUCAAAUGGAGAGAGAGAGGGAGAGAGAGCGCGCAGGAGAUCUGACACACGAAGAUUUUGACUUUGAACCUGUGCGAGGGGAAAACCCCAGACAGCAUAUCUCUGACGUCACAUUGACCCCGAUCACAAGAUCAAAAUCUCUAUGAAUUGAUUGCCUCUUGAAGUGCAGAUCUUAUAUUUAGGCUGAUUCUGAGGGGGAUCGCAACGGCUACAGUAACACGACACAGAUGCAGGAGUUGUCAGGAUGGAUGGGUCUAAACUACAAGGUCUGCUUUGUCCCAUGUGCUUUGAUAUCCUCACAACAGCAAAGACUCUUAAAUGUGGACAUUCUUUCUGCAACAACUGCCUUGACGGAGACAAUGAAGCCAUAUGUCCUUUAUGCAGUGAGGAAAACCUUGCUGUAGGGGCUGGACAGGGAGAUGUGACCUACGAAGAGAAAUCAAAUGACAAGGGGUCUGCUGUAGGAGUAGGUGAUGAUCUUCCUGCAGUGAGCAGUCUAACUUUAGGAGGGGAAUCAACAAGUGCAGAUAAGCAAAAUUCAAAGUCUUCUGCAGAUGAUGGAACAAAGAAGGCAGGAGAACAACUGAAACCAACGAGCUCAGAAUCGGCUAAUUGUGGAACUAGUGGAAACAUUACAGCAAAGGUUGUGUCGGUGGUCCAAAUACCACGAAGAGCGUGUAAUGUGAACGGGAUGGCAGCCACGUCGAAGGAUUCUGUAGUCGUAGGUUUCGGAUGGGACGGGAAAGGUUCCGACUGCUUUUCCAUGUCCGGUGACAAAACUCAACAUUUGAAGCCGGCAUUGGGUAACGUAUGUGACAUUGCAUUUCUCUCUAACGGUAACUCAGUUGUUUCACUCGGGAACAACACAGGUCGUGUGUACGACCCCGAAGGUACAAAGACAGACACAAAAUACUCUUUCAUCCAGGGUUUGGGACAUCCAUGCCUGUGUACUGAUCAGCAAGAUAACGUUUAUGUCGUCAACGGAAACCCAUCAAUUUACAUCUUCAAAGGCAACACGAAGGAUCCGCAUACCGUUGUCCCUACAGGAAAUAUUCUGCCAUUACAGGUCUGCGUCACGAAGGGCGGUGUGAUGAUCACAUCUACCGGUAAUUUCACACGCGGUCGGAUCACGGUGUAUGACAAGACCGGGAAUGCAGGUAGCUCCAUCGCUGCAGCAGGUUCUGACAACGACGAGGAUAAUGAAGAUGGCGAAUGCCUCUACGCUACGGUGGACGAUCAGGACAGAGUGUUGAUAGCGAGGGUGGGGCGUUGGUCCAGCGUGAUCUCAUUGACUAGGUAUACUCUUGAGGGUACGGAGCUCCUUGAAGAUGUGGCCUUUGGGGAAAUCCCCAUUCCACACCAGAUUGAUAUGGCUUGCUGGUGUUAUGUGGUCACUUUAACACCUAAAAUGCUUGUCUUUGCUAAUGACUGUUUUCUGUAUUUCAUAGAGCUUUUAGAGUAAUUUGGGAUUUGUUUUACUCAUCCAUUGACCUUUAAACUGCACGGAUUAUAAUAAUGACUUUUAUAGAAAAGGAAUUUAAAUAAUUUCCCUUGUCUUUCCCGGUGCGUGCUUCUUAGAGCUCUUUGGUCAAUCCGAAAGAUAUUUUUAAAACUAAACCAGUCCUGUAUGGCCGUUAGGAGGCUGCUCUUGACCAAUUAGAAUGCCCUCCCAUUAAUGGACUCGCAUCAAUCGUCUUAUCGAUGUAAAUUAAUUCAAAACUACCUUCUGAUACCAAUAUAAAUAAUAAUACAUAAUACCGUGAUAGGAUGAUAUAGUUAUAAGUAGUUUGCCAUAUUUCUGUAGUCUCUUACUGUUAACAUGACUAACAUUUAAUAACAAUAUUUCAGAUUAUUAUAUUUUCAAUAUACAUUUGACGAGACUAUCUUCAGUUGCUUUGAUCAAAGUAGCCCUAUUCAUGUAUGCCAUGUUUAUAGGAGUAUAAAAAAUAUCAAAUCUUAGUGUAUUUGUAAUUCAUCGCCAUAUUUUCACUUUUGUUUAUACUUUCAAGGGGCAAACUGAAAAAGAAUUUUCCUAUUUUCUGGUCAUUUUUUUUCACUUAAAGUAAUAUGAAAUCUGAUGAUUCUGUACAAACAUGCUCUAGACUCACUGAGAGAGGGGAUACUCCCCUGUUCUACAAUGACAGCUUUCAUUUAUAUUUUAUGUGAAGAAAGUAGUAUCAUAUUAUUGUUCUUAUUUCUUAUCAGUAGUUCGAUUCUUUGUUGCAUACUUUAAUGUUUUACUAUAAAGACAACUUUCAGUCAUUUUAUAAAUAAUGUUUGUAAAUUGCAAUCUUUGUCCUUAGUUUUCAUAUCAGUGUGUUUAUGUUUGAAUAAUUUUAUAUUGUAUGAUAAUUUUUUGUUGUUGUUUAAUGGCAGCUUUCACCUGUAUUAAGUAUGAAAAGAGUACGUUUUGUUUAAAAAGUCAGUGUACAAAGCUAAACGAUUGUACAACUGAUUAAACCAAUAAUUCAAUUUUGUCUAAGAUUUUACAAAUGACUAUGAUUACAUAUUUCACUUUAUUAAUUCAUCAUUUCUCAGUUUCUGAUAGGAGUGUUAUCCUUUAAUCAGCUAUAAAAUUAUUCCUCCAUUUUUAAAUAACACCCUUCGUGACAACCAAACUACUUUGUCACCCUAAUGAGACAAACCACCUGCGGUAGUUUUGAUGGUUGCUUUAUUUUUUCUGCCAGUAGUACAUAACAUAUUUUGAUUAAUUAGCUAUGCACGUUAUAAAAUGUUAAAGACCGAAUAGAAUGGUCGAGCAGUAAAGAUUACGCCUCAUGAAUGGAAGGUCGUAGAUUCGAUCCUCGGCGGGAUUGAAAACUUCUGCCUUCUUCAGGCGCUGGACAUUGUAAUUCACAAUUAGAAUUCGACCUCAGAAUCUUUAUUUGCAUGUAUAUUUUUAAUGGGGAAUCCUAGUUAUUACUUGGCACGUUGAUCUGUGAUGACAUCGUGUAUAAAGGAUUAUGUAUAAUUAGAUCAUUAUAUUGUCUCAUUUUAAUAAAAUUAAAGAAAAAAGGGCUACCUUCACAAA